AUGAAAAGCGCGGAGCGGGAAAGCAACGAGAAAAACGAACCGAGAGACACGGGCAACUGCAGCUCGAACGGGAAGGACAAGAAGGAAAAGCAGAUUCAGAAGCAGGAAGAGGAGAAGAAGAGGGACGCACGAAAGAAAACCAAACACUGCACAGACGAACUGUGCGAAAUCCUCUCCUCCGAUGACAACAACGAACAAAUUGAACAAGACACGGACAACUUUAUUAUAGUAGAGCUCAUUUCAUACAUCGGUGGAAACUCCAAAAUUAUGACUUACUAUCCGAGCACCCGUGGGAGCAGAUCUGGGCAGAACAAGUACCUCCACCACUUUUACAGCAAAAAGAGGAUCAAGCUGUAUCUGUGUCUCCACAAAAGGAGCAACGAGAUUUAUAUAUACGAGGUGGAGUCUAGGAAGGUCAGGAGGAGAGAGACACCCCCAGGCAAUGGUACCUCUGCAGCUCCCGUUUCAGCCGCCAUCCCUGUCCAUCGAGAGGAGAUGAGGAAAGCCAGUGCAUUUCUGCACAUCGCAAAAGUCAAAAAUGAGCCACAAGGCGAUGCACCCUCACCUCCUAAUGACGAGCAUAACCCCAUCAUCAACGAAUCCACCUCGUCCUGCAAGGAAGAACCAGCCGAUGAUAGCAAAGCAGGGAAGUACAAAAUAAAAGUGGAAGAUAAAUCGACAGCAAUGCUGAGUGAAAACCCUAACUUGAGAGAAAGAGGCACCAAAAAAAUCGUUGUCACCAAACUGUUUGAUAGCGUACACUGCAGCUACGACUUGUCCAACAUCGAAUUCACAAAAUUGAAUAAUCCAGAUGAUAAAACGUUAAACUCUUUGAGAACCAUUUUGGAACAGAAGAUUAACAAAGGUGAGAGGAGGGUAUCCGAUGCGGGGCAUUCCCAGGAGGGGACCCCACUGGAAGAGACCUCCCAAAAAGGGGACGCCCAAAUGGACAGAUCCACUGUUGAUACCGUUCCGAAGGGCACUCCGCCUAGUGAUCAUUCCUGCGCAAGAACAGAGGAGGCGGGAAAAAAUGUGACCUGUUCAGGAGAAAACGAUAAUGCAAGUGAUAGCCAAGUUAAAAUCCUCUUUCUUCUUUUUCGCGAGCCAGCAAACAUAUACAUGAACCAGUUUGCGGCUUUCGAUCGAGGCAACGACGAAACCUGCACGAAGGAAAUUAACGGGUUCCUGAACGACGGCCAGCACUGGCACCUCGAACUGGAGUGCGCAAAAGCUAAACGAACAAACAACUACGGAUCACAAAUCAAGCAAAUCACACACGACCAAGUUGCACAAAGCUUUCUACAGACUUACGAAAGUGACGUAAGCAUUUACAGCAACGACGUCUAUUUCAGCGACACACAAGUUGUCACAAGAGAAGACGAACUCGACAUGAAUGAGAAAAAAAAAAAAAAAAGCUUUCCGGUGUUCACUCGAAGCCAUUUAAAAAUUAAGUGGCUUCUACUCAACUUGAAUUUAACAAAAGAUGAAGAAGUGGUCAUACAAAAAUAUGUACUGUUGAAGAAAGCCAACAUUCUGAGAUCCACCAAGUCUACCCAUGAUUCGGACGACCUGCACUCCAGUUUUUACAAAACGAAGAAGUCCAACCGGGAGCAGAGAAAAGCACGUAGGGAAGAAUCUCACUUGCUUAAGGGAGACACCACUUGGAAUGGGAAACCCUACUCCACGCGUAGUACGCGAAAGGGUAACUCUCGAGCCAGUCAACAGAACAAAACCAAGGCGGAAAGAAGCGACAGCAAGGAACCACACCAAACUCAACUAACCAUGAAUGAUCGAGACGAGAACUACCAGAGUGAGAACACUAUAAAGGAAAAACUAAAGGGGAGAGACAACAAAUUAAUAUUCACGUUUAAGUUAGAAGAUGACGCCGUGAAGACCAGACAGGCUGGCGACCUCCAGCAUGAACAUGUCUCAGUGGAGGACAAAAUGUCAUGCCAGGGGGAGGAGAUAAACAUGGGAAACCAAAACGAAGAUGCUGCGGAGGUUGAUCCUGCUGUACGCGAAUCGGAUGCCUCUGUUGAGCCAGUUUUAUACCACCACACUGCUGUUCAUUCCACUUUUCACGAUGAAGACAACCAAUUUGUCCCCAGCGAUGGGACCUCGAAGGGGAAAGCCUACCUCCACGACGACGCUAGCACCUGCCAGGAAACCAGCCGCUCCUCCAGAAUAUGUUCAUCUUACUCCUACCUCGACCAAUGCUCUCAAGCAUUAGGCGAACCGGAUACCGACAACAACGAGGAAGAUACCAAAAAGGGCAGGAAAAGAAAAAUAGAUCAAGUGGAAAAUGCUAACGAGAUGCAACAUAGAGAGAAAAAAAGUCUACAUCUUGUGUCGGAGAGGGAAGGAGAUGAUGAUACCUUUCCUGAGGUCCGAAAUGGCGAAUUGGUGAACGUGAGCGAUACGUCCAACGGGACGUCAAGCAGUGCAUCAAAUGAUGGAUCAAACGAGGCGUCAAACAAGGCGUCAAAUGACCCAUCAAAUGAUGCAUCGGACGAUAUUCCGAACGAGCAUUCGAACGACACCCUUGCGAGUGGCUCCGGACAAAACGACUCCGGCAACUCCAACGUCAGCUACCUCUCCGAGACCGACCCCAGGUAUAGGCGGUGCGGCGAGCUGCAGAGCAGCGCGAGCGAAGCGAUGAACGGCUCCGUAACGCUGCAGUGCGAUGGGUUUGUCGGCAGCUUUGUCGACUGCACCGACGGGGAGGGCCGCCUCAAAGGGGAUGUUUGCCGCGCCGACCACGAAGGGGUUAGCGGUGAGAGUGGUAGAAGCGGUGGGAGUGGUAGGAGCGGCGGGAGUGGCGUAAGUGGGGACCGCCCCGAUGACCACCCCCCUCGCUGUGACGGGGAAAGACCAGAGGAGACCACCCAGAACAGCGUGCGCAACGAAGGUGGCGAAGGUGGCAGCGGCCAGGAUGGCCAAGAAGGCCAAGAAGGCCAAAAGGGCCAACACCGCCGAGACAGACAGGACGACCAAGAGGCGCUCUUCUUCAAGUACAAAGUGAGAAGCCUCUUCGACAUCAUCAAAGUCAUAUGUUGCAAUUUUACGAGGCACUUCAAAUACACCAGCAAGCUAAACUUCUACAUAACGACAUUCUUAAAUUUCUCCAAAAUCGAAAAGACCAAACUUCAGUUCAUGCGGAAGGAGAAAAUAGUCGACACCCAACUGCUCAAAAUGUAUAUCAACAAAAAAACGGAAGACGUUAACAACGCUUGGAAGAUCAACACAUACAAAAUGGACCGACACAAUCUCUUCCGUCUGGACAAAUUUAAAUAUAUUGAUGAUUCGAUUAUCGAUUUUUUUCACAACUAUAUCCAUUCCUUUGUUCUAAAAAAUCACAAGAGGAAGAAAGACGACAUCUACAUUUUCAACACCUUCUUUUAUAAAAAAAUCGAAUUGUAUGAAGAUUCCUGCAAGGCGUAUAUGAACACAAACAGGUGGAUUCAGAAGCUCGAUAAGAAGGUCUACGAAUAUACCUACGUGUUUGUUCCCAUCAACAUCAGCAACACGCACUGGUCCCUCGUGUUGCUGUACUUCCCCUUUAACGACAAGCAGGGCGGGGGAGAAGAGGAACAACAGGGAGGAGAACAAGCAGAAGAAGAACAAGAAAGAGAAGCAGUAGAAGGAGAAGAAAAGAAAAACUCCCCCAAGAGCAGCACGCCCAGUGAGUGCAGCCAACCCAGGGGAAAAAACACACACCCGGACCAUCUACAUGCAACGUUUAGGAGCACAUCCUUCGAGUCGUACUUUUCCAAAACGGGGGACGCCCUCUCCAAAUCGAGUCUGCCAAAGAAUCACACCGCUCUUUUGAGCAAUUAUCUUCAAGGAGAAGACAAUCCGGAUCAUCCUCAUGAGAAGAAACAAGGACCCUCCUGCAAGAAUGAAAAAAGUUCCAGUGAUUAUGGUGAUCAUCACACAGUGGCAAUCCCCCCACAGGAAAACAUGACGAUUCUUUUGACGGACACAGAUAAAACGGGUUCUACCAGAACCUUCAACGACACUUCAAGCAAAGCGAAGGAUCAACAGAAAAAUGAAAACGUUAAAGUGGCCUACAUGAUUUACCUCGACUCGCUCUUCCCCUCCAUCAGGGGAAAUAAAAUUCUGCACAAGUUGAAGAAGUACCUGGAGCACAUGCUGCAGCGGGACUACGCAAUUCCCACGGAGAGGGCAGCGACACCAGGGCUAGCCACAACACCAGGGGAAGUAGGGGCAGCCCCCACCGCUACCGUAAACAAUACCACGAACGUUACCGCCAACUCUACCGCGAACGCUACCACUUCCCCCCCCCCGCGGAUUUUCUUCAAAUUCGUAUACCCGAACGUUAUCCCCAAGCAAACCAACACUUACGAUUGCGGCAUUUACAUCAUCCAGUUCGUUCUGCAUUUGUGUCUGAACAAGCACCUGGUCGAAAGUGAGCUGAUCAAGUCGUGUUGGGAGCAGGGGAAGAGCAGCCCUGCCGAUAACCGCUUUCGCAUCAGCCUUCACAACCACAGGCGCGAUGCCGGGGGUUGCCACUCGAGGCCAUGUAUGGGAAAGCCCAUCCCGUGGUUCUCCCCCAAGGAUAUCAGCUUGAAGCGCAAGCAAAUGAAGAAGAUGCUCCUCUACAUGAAGAAUGUCGUCGACUGGAAAUCGGACAGACACGUCCAGACCCUCAAUUUGCUUUUUUUGAAGAGUCACAGUAUGGAGGCUACGAAGGCCAAAGUGGAAGACUCCUCUGUGUGA
This is a messenger RNA of Plasmodium inui San Antonio 1, 4740 nucleotides long. RefSeq lists its product as hypothetical. NCBI's taxonomy places the organism in Eukaryota, Apicomplexa, Aconoidasida, Haemosporida, Plasmodiidae. The transcript has 5 exons. Gene Ontology annotation, molecular function: cysteine-type peptidase activity. The record is from RefSeq and is a predicted model, not a curated record. Bases 1 to 4740 code for a protein of 1579 amino acids. Gene Ontology annotation, biological process: proteolysis.